UCUUAGCAAUCGUUAUUAUUAUCAUCGACAGAUUUGCAGACUUCCAUGGAAUGAUCUGAUUCCAUCUCAGAAAUAGAGAGAGAGAGAGAGAGAGAGAGAGAGAGAGGACAGAGAGAGAGAGAGAUGAUAACACGUUCGAAUCUGGCGGAACAGUUGCGGGAAUACCAAAUCCGAUCAAAAUACGAUUGGGCGUCCGUCUCUUUCUUCUCCUCCACCGCCAAUGGGAACAUCACUUCAAGGGUGGAUGUUGUCAUCUCGGUGAUAUGGGAGCUCAUUAUUCUUGCUUUCCUAGUUUUCUCAGCAGUUUCUUUGUACUUCAGGUACAUGCGACUUGCAUUUUGCUUAAUAUGCAUAACCACCCUUUUGCUUGUAUGUUUGAAAAUCAUGAAGCAAGUAAGAUUAGCCAGGAAAAGGAAGCGAAGAAUGCUCCUGCCACUAUCGAUGUAAAACUGUAGUCAGGUGGGGUUUGGGAAAGUGGCCCAUGUUUGUUGUGGGGAGAAGGGAGAAUGCCUUUUUUAUAUAUAUAUAAAAAAAAAUCAAUGCUUGAGGCCCAUCUUUUGCGGGCAUAUGUAUACAUUAAAGAAGUCUCUCUUUGUCAAUUAUUGUGUUGAUUGAAAAAUUUGGUCAAUAUUGCUUCCUAAAGAAACUCAAGAGCAUAAUGAAUAACUGAUUGUUAGGGGUUGUUUGGUUGAUGGUAAA
Molecule: messenger RNA, 699 nt
Organism: Magnolia sinica
Lineage: Eukaryota; Viridiplantae; Streptophyta; Magnoliopsida; Magnoliales; Magnoliaceae
Exons: 2
Coding region: 124-447 (107 amino acids)
Cellular component (GO): membrane
Molecular function (GO): ATP binding
Source: RefSeq, a predicted model, not a curated record